AUGAGCACCAGUGUGGAGCGCCUGUUCGACCAGCUGGGACACUUCGGAAGGUUCCAAGCCUGCCUCUACUUUGCUGCGGUCUUCCAAGCCGUGUCAUGUGGGAUUCACUACCUGGCCUCGGUGUUCUUAGUGGAGACGCCAAAGUUCCUUUGCAACACACAGUGGAACGUGACCGGAGUGCUGUAUGGCAACCAUUCAGCUACCUCGCUGGAAGACAUCUGGCCAUUCUACAAACCCGGUAGUGGGCCGGUGGUGGUGCGAACAAUUAUAGGAGAACAAUGGGAGCUGGGUCCGUGUCGCAAGAUGCUGCGUCACAACCCCAUGGACUUCCAGUAUGAGUUUAUUGGCAAUAAGUCUGUGGAGUCGUGCAGUGGCUAUGUGUUCGACCAUAGUCAGGUGGAGCAGAGCAUCGUGACCGAAUGGGACCUGGUGUGCGAGAAGGAAUGGCUUGGCAAGCUUUCACAGCCUACCUUUAUGCUGGGGGUUCUCAUCGGCGCACUGGUGUUUGGAGACAUCGCUGACAGGGUUGGCAGACGACCCAUUCUGAUAGCCACCAGCUUGUGCCAGUUUGCAUUUGGCAUAACAGUGGCAUUUACCGGGAAUUACUACUUUUUCGUGGUUAUGCGCUUCCUGCUUGCUAUGGUAUCAAGCGGCUAUCUAGUCGUGGUUUUCGUUUACGUUACGGAAUUCACAGGCAGUAAAGUUCGGACAUGGACCUCCAUGCAUGUGCAUGCAGCCUUCGCAGUGGGCAUCAUGGUCGUGGCACUUGUAGGUUACCUGGUCCGAGUCUGGUGGAUCUACCAGAUCGUCCUGACCCUUAGUACCUCUCCUUUCCUACUUUACUGCUGGAAGUUCCCAGAGACCCCUUUCUAUCUGAUGGCUAAAGGACGACAUCAGGAGACUCAGGAGCUGCUGGACACCAUGGCUCGAUUUAAUGGACUAGAACCAAGAAUGAAGGUGUCGGAGCUGAUAGAGGAAAAUAAAAAGGCACUGAAGAAUGGACAUCUGGAUGAAACCAAGCUGGAGACGCCAGAGAGGAAACUGAGCAUCCUGGAUAUGUUUGGUAGCUGGAAAAUGGCUGGUCGUAGUGCCACCUGUUGGGCAAUCUGGUUCAUUGGAUCACUCGGGUACUAUGUGUUCAGCCUGGGCUCUGUCAACCUGGGAGGAAACCAGUAUAUCAACCUCUUUUUGGCUGGUGCUGUUGAACUGCCCUCAUACUUGAUUGGCUGCUACGCGAUGGACCGGGUGGGCAGAAAGUUAACCUGUGCUCCAGCGCUGCUGCUGAGUGGAGUUGCUUGCAUGCUUAUAAUUGCAGUGCCUCAGGACAGUGAGAUUUUGGCAGUCGUCCUCAGCAUGACUGGGAAGUUUGCCAUCGCCAUCGCAUUUGGCCUGAUCUACUUAUAUACAUGUGAGCUGUACCCCACAAUCAUCAGGUCCCUUGCUGUGGGCAGUGGUAGUAUGACGUGUCGAGUCGGAAGCGUAGUGGCUCCUUUCUGUGUUUACCUUGCCGACAUCUGGAUCUACCUGCCUCAGAUCAUUGUCGGGAUCCUGUCUUUUAUCAUCGGAGUUUUGACCUUCUUCCUGCCGGAGACACUGGGGGAGCCGCUUACCUCCACGCUGGAGGAGGCCGAGGCUUUGGGCAGCAAGACCAACAAAAAAAACUCAGGAGAGGACGAGAUGCAACUAAGGCUGUCCGAUAGCAAAGUGGUGUAAUGAAGAACGAGUUCUCAUUUUCUACUGCUGUGACACAUUGACAGGCUGUAUUUGCACCCCGGGAUCUUUGAUUUGCUUUUUAGUUGUAUUAAAUCUACAUUAGAGUGAUGAUUAAAAAUAAUCAGUGGGAAACUAUUCAGUGAAAAAUACCAACUGUGCCAACAUUGGGAAAAUUACUGUAAAAGACUAUUUUAAUAUUUGUGGCAUCACGGGUUUCUAGGCUGCAAGUUCUUUUUUUGCAUAGGCAAGCUGGAAAGUCUGCACACCCCUUUCACCUUUUCCAUGUUUUAUUACGUUACAGACUCAUUCUGUAAUAGAUUGAGUUCUUUUUUUGCCUCAGACAUCUACACACAAUUACCAAUAAUUACGAAUAAUUAAGUGAAAACUGGAUUUAGAAAAUAUGCACUUUUAUUUUACUGACAUAAGUGGUUUAUUUAGGGGUUACAUAUCUGUACACACCCUUAGCUUAAUACUUGGUUGAUGCACCUUUGGCAGCUAUUACAGCUUCAAGCCCUCUUGGGAAAGAAGCUAUGAGCUUGGCACACUUGUCUCUGGAAAUUUGUGCCCAUUCCUCUUGGCGUAUCCUUGCGAGCUCAGGUUGGAUGGAGAGCGUCGGUACACAACCAUUUUCAGCUCCUUCCACAGAUGUUUGAUUGGUUUCAGGUCUGGGCUCUGGCUCGGCCACUCUAGGACAUUCACAGACUUUCUCCGAAGCCACGCCUUUGUUCUCUUGGCUGUGUGCUUUGGGUCGUUGUCAUGUUGGAAGGUAAACCUUCAUCCCAGUCUGAGAUCCAGAGCGCUCUGGAGCAGGUUUUUUUCAAGGAUCUCGGUGUACUUAGCUGCAUUUAUCUUUCCCUCUAUCAGGAUUAGUCACCCCGGUCCUGCUGCUGAAAAACAUCCCCACAUCAUGAUGCUGCCACCGCCAUGCUUCACUGUAGGGAUGGAAUUAGCCAGGUGAUAAGCGGUGCCUGGUUUCCUCCAGAUGUGAUGCUUGAUAUUCAGGCCAAAAAGUUCAAUUUUGGUUUCAUCAGAGAAUCUUGUUUCUCAUGGUUUGAGAAUCCUCUAGGUGCCAUUUGGCAAACUCCAAGCGGGCUGUCAUGUGCCUUUUACUAAGGAGUGGCUUCCGUCUGGCUACUCUACCAUAAAGGCGUGAUUUGCGGAGUGCUGCCUGGAUGGUUGAUCUUCUGAUAGGUUCUCCCAUCUCCACAAGGAUACGCUGGAGCUCUGUCAGAGUGACCCUCGGGUUCCUGCUCACCUCCCUGGCCAAGACCAGUCUUCCCCGAUAGCUCAGUUUGGCCGGGCGGCCAGGUCUAGGAAGAUUUUUGGUGGUUCCAAACUUCUUCCAUUUAUGAAUGAUGGAGGCCACUGUGCUCUUUGGGACCUGUUAAGCUGCAGCAAUUUUUCUGUACCCUUCUCCAGAUCUAUGCCUCGACACAAUCCUGUUUCUGAGGUCUGCAGAUAAUUCCUAUGACCCCAUGGCUUGGAGUUUGCUCUGAUAUGCACUGUCAACUGUGGGACUUUAUAUAGGCAGGUGUUGGCAAUCCCCAAUAAUGUCCAAUCAAUUAAAUUUACCACAGGUGGACUCUAAUUAAAUUGUAGAAACAUCUCAAGCAGUAUCAGUGAAAACAAAAUGCACCUCAGCUCACUUUUGAUGUUUUACAUUUUUACAUUGUGGGCUAUUUGGUGUAGAAUUUUUUGACAAAAAAUGAACUCAAUCUAUUAUAGAAUGAGUCUGUAAUGUAAUAGGUGAAAGGACUUUCUGGCUUGACUGUGUAGUAACUGUAGAGUUCAGCCUUGAUGGCUAACUAAACUUGACUAAGUUUAACUUUUGUUGAUGAUUUUUAUGACAUUUUGUUUUGACAUACUGAUUUUAACAACUAAUCUAUCAUGGUGACACUUUGUUUUUGCGGGUCCAAGCUUCUUCCUAUUGUUCAUUACUAAAAAGAAAUGAGCAGCAGGGACUGCUGAUGAAGUUUAAUAAAGUUUGGUCAUUUUACUGUU
Trichomycterus rosablanca is the source of this 3714-nucleotide messenger RNA. RefSeq names its product solute carrier family 22 member 16 (gene slc22a16). The record is from RefSeq and is a predicted model, not a curated record. Lineage: Eukaryota; Metazoa; Chordata; Actinopteri; Siluriformes; Trichomycteridae. The transcript has 9 exons. Gene Ontology annotation, cellular component: membrane. Gene Ontology annotation, biological process: transmembrane transport. The coding region runs from base 1 to 1713 and encodes 570 amino acids.